CAAUCUAUGCCUAAAUUUCCUUUACUACACAUUUUCACACCUCAAACAACAACAACAACAACAGCUAAAGUGCGCAUUAUUAAAGAAAGUGAGAAAAAUGAAGAAGUGGUGCGUACUGCGCAUCAUGCGCACCAUAUAAAAUGUGUAGGAGUAUUAGUGACUUCACAUCUUGUCAUUAAAAGCUAAACUGAGCCGUGUGCGCACAGCGCAUACACCAAAAAAAAAAAAAAAAAAAAAUCAAAGAGAAACUAUUUUUCUAUUCUUUGCACCAAACACACAAAACAAAAGAAAAGGAAAAUCAAAUCCACUCUUUGUUUCUCUCUCUAGAAAACCAAAUCCCCCCUCCCCAAAAAAGAAAGAAAGAAAAACCUGCUGAAAGUGAAAGCGAAAGCUUGAAGGUUGAAAUUGAAUUCAAUUGAAUUCAACGAAAACGUAUAGCUUGUUGUUUGUUGAUUGUGGAAGCAAAAAGUGAAGCUAAACGAAACGAAACGAUGUCGUCUGAUAUAAGCUAAAGGGAGAGUUUGUGGAAGUUGAAGAAGGGUUAGAGAAAUCUGGAUCGGAAGUGUUUGGAGUUGAUGGAAAGGAGAGGAAUGAGAAGGGAUAGUCUGCUAUUGCCGACAGUAGGACCGCCGAUAAAGCGGCGAGCUGGGUUGCGGAGAAAGCAGGCUGGUAGAGGCUCUUAUAGAGGGAGUUAGAGAGAGAGAGAGAGAGAAAGAGAGAAACUCUGAAAAACAAGCACGCUUAGAGAGAGAGAGAGAGAGAAAAAAAGAGAGAGUUUUGUGAGUGAGUUUUUAGUUGUUUUGAUUUUUGGAGGGGUAGUGUUUUAGAGAGAGAGAGAAAGAUGGGUAGUUAUAGUGAGAAGUUGAGGACCCUCUGUUUGAAUACUGGCUGGAAAUAUGCAGUCUUUUGGAAGUUCAAAUAUCGCGCCAGGAUGGUGUUGACGUGGGAGGAUGCUUACUAUGACAGCCAUCAUGAGCAACAUGACUCUUUGGCGAAUAAUUACAGCAGUAAGACACAGGAGAAGUUGCCUGAUGGCCAUUAUUCGCAUGAUCCCCUAGGGUUAGCUGUGGCAAAGAUGUCGUAUCAUGUAUAUUCUCUGGGAGAAGGGAUUGUUGGACAGGUGGCAGUUACUGGAAAGCAUCAGUGGAUCUUUGCAGAUAAGCAUGUUACAAAUUCCUGCUUAUCUUACGAGUACUGCGAUGGGUGGCAAACACAAUUUUCAGCAGGGAUCAGGACUAUCGUUGUUGUUUCUGUUGCCCCACAUGGAGUUGUACAGCUUGGCUCUUUAAAUAAAGUCAAUGAAGAUAUGAAGCUGGUGAAUCAUAUUAGAGAUGUCUUUUUGACCCUUCAAGAUUCUUCUAUAGAGCCUAUUCCUAGUCCAAUACAAUGUAGUAUGAAGAAUUUAUUACGUCUGCAACAUAUGUCAACAAAUAGUUUGGCUUCAGAGAUGAUUCCUGAUGGCUUACAGAAUUUAGAUAAAGCCAUAGACAGAGAAAGGCCAGAUGUUUGGGUUUCCAUGUUUCCAUAUUUUGGGAAAGACAGUGAUAGUUCCUAUGCUUUUCCACCACAUGAUUUUUAUCAGGAAAAAGCAGUUGAAGUGAUCAAUAAUCAUGGGGGGCUUGAGUUAUCCACUUCAGGAGGUGAUGAAAGUGCAAAAUUUCAUUCGUCAAAGUCUAAAAUUGUCAAUUUGGGGCAUCAGAAACUAGUAGGGGUGAGAGUGGUUGAUGACAGGAAAUGUGCAGGGGAGAAUAGUGGCUGCAAAGAUGUGGGGGUGUGUUCAGAAUCCAAUGCCAAUUCAUUCUCACACAAUUCUGCUACUGAUAGUGUUAACUUAUAUGAUGUUAUAGUUCCAGCUGAUAAGGUUGGAGUUGAUUUCACGUACUUAUCUUCAGACCUCCUUGACUCAGCUGUUUGUGACAGAUUUAAGUUGGAUGGUAUAGGUUUUUAUGAAAAUGGUCUGUUGCAGAAACCUGAAUCCUUAGACAUGAAAGUCCAUAAAGAUUUGGACAAAUUGGACUUUCAAACUGAGUCAAGCCAUAUGGAUAUAUUGAACACAUCUUUGAAUUUCCCUGCUGGAUGUGAGCUCCAAGAAGUGCUUGGACCAGCUUUUCUGAAAAAGAGUGAUUAUUUUGAUUGGCAAGCUGAGAAGACUGAAGACAGAACAGCUCUUGCGAUGCCAGAGGGGAUGAGCAGUAGCCAGUUGACAUCUGACUCUCACCCUGAUCAUCUUCUAGAAGCUGUAGUGGCCAAUGUUUGCCAAAGUGGUAGUGAUAUUAAAAGUGAGAAACCAUUCUGUAAACCAGUGCAAUCUCUGUUGACAACUGAAGUCAGUCCAGAGCCUUCUAGCCAUACUGUGCAUACUAUCACGUCAGCAGCUUAUUCAUUUGAGAAGUCCUCUCUUGUAGGGGAUGACAAACAGCACUGCUUGAGCUCAUCGGGGGUUUGUGGUGCGAUAUCUCCAACAGGUUUUUCAUCAAAUUGUCCAAGUUCAUGUAGCGAGCAGCUGGAGAGAUCAUCAGAACCAGCUAAGAACAACAAAAAAAGAGCCAGGCCUGGUGAAAAUUGUAGGCCUAGGCCCAGGGACAGACAAUUGAUCCAAGAUCGUAUUAAGGAGCUGCGGGAUUUGGUGCCCAACGGAUCAAAGUGCAGUAUUGAUUCACUGCUGGAACGCACAAUCAAGCACAUGCUCUUUCUGCAAAGCAUAACUAAGCAUGCUGACAAGCUAAAUAAAUGUGCCAAUUUGAAGUUGCAUAACAAGGAACCAGGUAUGGUAUCAUGCUCUAGUUCUGAACAUGGUUCAAGCUGGGCAGUGGAGGUGGGAGGUCAUCUGAAAGUUUGUUCAAUAAUAGUAGAGAAUCUUAACAAGAAUGGACAGAUGCUUGUAGAGAUGUUGUGUGAGGAAUGCAGCCAUUUUCUUGAGAUAGCAGAAGCCAUCAGAAGCUUGGGUCUGACAAUCUUAAAAGGUGUAACAGAAGCCCAUGGUGAGAAGACAUGGAUAUGUUUUGUAGUUGAGGGCCAGAACAACAGAAACAUACACAGAAUGGAUAUAUUGUGGUCCCUUGUUCAAAUAUUGCAACCCAAGCAAGCAAUGCAACAGUGAUGUCUGGUGACACUUGGGAGAUUUUCAUGAGGGCUUCUCUGUAAAAUAUUGUGAGUCAUAUGUGAUCUUUAAUAGGCUUCUUGAGUCUGUGGCUUUUGUUUGCAAACCCAAAACCACCACCGGGGCCCCCCGGGCCAAAAAGAAAAAAAAAAAACCAAAGAGAGAGGGGAAAAAUGAAAUGGAAGGAAGAUGGGAAAAAACCCAACGAUUAUGUGAAGAUAAUUAUUGUUUCUCUACUUUAAAGUGUGUAAAGAUGCCAUUUAUUGUUUUACCACUGUUUCUUGUUUCAAUUUUUGUUGUGAUUUGUUUGGAAGCUUGAUUCUUCAAAUAAAAAAAGUGCAGUAUUUUAAUGUCUA
Quercus robur (English oak) is the source of this 3456-nucleotide messenger RNA. Its product is annotated as transcription factor bHLH155. The transcript is spliced from 11 exons. The coding region runs from base 842 to 3100 and encodes 752 amino acids. Gene Ontology annotation, biological process: regulation of DNA-templated transcription. Lineage: Eukaryota; Viridiplantae; Streptophyta; Magnoliopsida; Fagales; Fagaceae. The record is from RefSeq and is a predicted model, not a curated record. Gene Ontology annotation, molecular function: DNA-binding transcription factor activity; protein dimerization activity.